This is a messenger RNA of Macrosteles quadrilineatus (aster leafhopper), 2223 nucleotides long. RefSeq lists its product as uncharacterized. Bases 1 to 2223 code for a protein of 740 amino acids. Gene Ontology annotation, biological process: DNA integration. Gene Ontology annotation, molecular function: nucleic acid binding. The record is from RefSeq and is a predicted model, not a curated record. Lineage: Eukaryota; Metazoa; Arthropoda; Insecta; Hemiptera; Cicadellidae. The transcript has a single exon.
AUGCUUACCCCUGUUAUUUUUUGGGCUAAGGCUCUCAUGCAGCAUAUAUGGUCACUAGGCCUAGAUUGGGAUAAUACUCUUCCUAGUGAUAUUAUCGACAGAUGGUCAACUUUUGUCAACGAACUUCCUGAGAUUGAAAAUUUGGAGAUUGGCAGGUACAUAUCUCUGAGUGAUGCGGUUAAUAUUCAGUUGCAUGGAUUUUCAGAUGCAAGUGAACUCGGUUUUGCUGGAUGUGUUUAUCUACGAACUGAGAACCCGCAAGGCAGUAUAUAUGUCAACUUAUUAAUAGCCAAGUCACGUGUGGCACCCCUGAAACGUAUCACGAUUCCUCGCCUUGAACUGUGCGGAGCACAUAUUUUAGCCAAACUGUUACACUACUGUGUUGAUCAACUCUCAGAUCGCUACAAGAUAGAUUCUGUUACCGCUUGGAGUGACUCCACUGUGGCUCUUUCAUGGAUUCACACCCCUUCUCAUCGUUUGAAGUUAUAUGUUGCAAAUCGUGUUGCACAGAUUCAAGAAUUGACCCCUUCCUGCAUAUGGAAACACAUUUCUACUCUUGAAAACCCCGCUGAUGUUGCCUCUAGAGGAUUAACCCCAUCUCUUCUUAUUCAUAACAAGCUCUGGUGGUCUGGACCCACAUGGCUUAAGAGUUCAUCUGAUUCAUGGCCUCAACCAUCGAGUCAUCUUCCCGAAGAGGAACUCCCAGAAAUUAAAACCACAACACUAAAUCUUCUUACGAUAGCUGAAGAUCAAGAUCUGAAGUUUAUCAAUAAAUUCUCUUCAUGGACUAAACUACUUCAUGUCAUGGGCUACGUUUUACGUUUUAUUUCCUGCUUGAAAACUAAGCAAAGGAUUACUCAUUCUCUCACACUUGAAGAGUUAGAAGUAUCGAACAAACGGAUUUGUUGGCUUGUUCAAAGAGAGAGUUUCUCUGAGGAUAUUAAUUCCCUGUCAAAGAAGAAUGUGUGUUCUUCUCGCAUUCAACGCCUUUCACCGUUUAUGGAUGAUGAAGGUUUGUUAAGAGUUGGAGGACGACUGAAACAUUCUGAGUUGCCGUACAGCGCCAAGCAUCAAAUUAUCUUACCAAAGGAUCAUUUUGUUGUAAAUUUGAUAAUUGAUUAUCAUCAUCGCAUCUUUCUUCACUGUGGACCAACACAACUCCAAGCUGUUCUUCGUGAGAAAUAUUGGAUACUUUCUGCUCGUAGUAUCAUACGCUCCAGGAUUUUUAAACGCCUGAGAUGUUUCAGAAUGAAACCUAAGCCAAACACACCAUUGAUGGGAGACUUACCUUCCCCAAGAGUGGUAGCAACCCGACCUUUUAAUGUUACUGGAGUCGACUAUGCCGGACCAUUUACAGUGAAAUUGUAUGUCCUAAAAAGGCUUCAGCCUAUUAAAGUUUAUCUUUGUCUAUUUGUCUGCUUUGCAACGAAAGCCGUACACUUAGAAGUUGUGUCGGAUUUGUCCUCAGAAGCUUAUAUAGCAGCUCUUACACGUUUUAUUUCCAGACGUGGUUCAGUGAAGGAAAUUCAUAGUGAUUGUGGAACCAACUUUGUCGGAGCAGCUGCUGCACUUCACAAAUGUUUUAACAACCUCCUUUGCAAUCCAGUAACUCACCGUUUUGCUGAAGAAAACAACAUUUCUUUCAAAUUUCUGCCUCCACACGCGCCUCAUCAAGGUGGCUUGUGGGAACGAGCUGUUAGGAGUGCUAAGCAUCACCUUCAUAGAGUAAUCGGUGGCCAAAUCCUGACUUAUGAAGAAUUCAUAACUCUCGUGUCACGUGUCGAAGCAAUAUUAAAUUCAAGACCGCUUACCCCUCUCUCUGGAGAUCCGAAUGACUUAGAGUCUCUAACCCCAGGACACUUUUUAACUGGUGGACCUCUGAAAUCCAUGGUUGAACCUCAAUAUGAUGAAACUUCUUGUAACCGCUUGAGGAGAUGGCAAUUAGUUCAGGCAUUCUCUCAACACAUCUGGACUCGAUGGUCCCAAGAGUAUCUGCAUACUCUACAGCAUCACUCUAAGUGGACGAGUAAAACAGAGAACCUCAAGAUUGGUGACCUUGUUGUUAUUCAUGAGCCUAACACUCCUCCCCUACAAUGGAAACUUGCAAGAAUCACCGCAGUAUCUCCAGGAGCAGACGGAAUUGUACGAGUGGUCCAUCUACGCACCGCUACAGGGAAAUUCAGUCGGCCAACCGUCAAAGUUUCCCUUCUUCCUACCAAUUAA